GGGCCGGCCCCCGCCCCCUCGCGCCGCCCUCUCUUCCUCCCGUCCUGCAGCCAAUUAGCCGCCCCCUCGGGCGGGAGGCGUGGGGCGCAGCAUAAAGCUGCGCGGAGCUGUCACCCCGCGAGCCAGGAGCCGCGCGCCUCCCGAACCCAGCCGCCCGCCCGCCCGCAGACUCGGGCCUCGGCCGGGAGCAGCCAUGGCCACCACCAACGGGGCGGUGGAGAACGGGCAGCCGGCCGAGAAGCCUGCCCUGCCGCGCCCCGUCCGCAACCUGGAGGUCAAGUUCACCAAGAUAUUUAUCAACAAUGACUGGCAUGAAUCCAAGAGUGGAAAAAAGUUCGCCACAUACAACCCUUCAACUCUGGAGAAAAUAUGUGAAGUGGAAGAAGGAGAUAAGCCCGACGUGGACAAGGCUGUGGAGGCCGCUCAAGCUGCCUUCCAGAGGGGCUCCCCGUGGCGCCGGCUGGAUGCCCUGAGCCGUGGCCGGCUACUGCACCAGCUGGCCGACCUCAUGGAGAGGGACCGUGCCAUCCUGGCCACCCUGGAGACGAUGGAUACUGGGAAGCCCUUCCUCCAUGCCUUUUUCAUUGACCUGGAGGGCUGCAUUAAGACCUUCAGAUAUUUUGCGGGCUGGGCGGACAAAAUCCAGGGCAGGACCAUCCCCACAGAUGAUAAUGUUGUGUGCUUCACCAGGCACGAACCCAUCGGGGUAUGUGGAGCCAUCACCCCUUGGAACUUUCCCCUGCUGAUGCUGGUGUGGAAGCUGGCACCCGCCCUGUGCUGUGGGAACACCGUGGUUCUGAAGCCGGCGGAGCAGACUCCCCUCACUGCGCUUUAUCUCGGCUCACUGAUCAAAGAGGUUGGCUUCCCUCCAGGCGUGGUGAACAUCGUACCAGGCUUUGGGCCCACAGUGGGAGCAGCAAUUUCUUCUCACCCUCAGAUCAACAAGAUAGCCUUCACUGGGUCCACAGAGGUUGGAAAGCUGGUUAAAGAAGCCGCGUCUCGGAGCAAUCUGAAGAGGGUGACGCUGGAGCUGGGGGGCAAGAACCCCUGUAUCGUGUGCGCCGAUGCCGACCUGGACUUGGCAGUCGAGUGUGCCCAUCGGGGAGUGUUCUUCAACCAAGGCCAGUGCUGCACAGCUGCCUCCAGAGUGUUUGUGGAGGAGCAAAUCUACGCCGAGUUCGUCAGGCGCAGCGUGGAGUACGCCAAGCAGCGUCCCGUGGGAGACCCCUUCGACGUCAAGACUGAACAGGGGCCCCAGAUCGAUCAAAAACAGUUUGACAAAAUCCUCGAGCUGAUUGAGAGUGGGAAGAAGGAAGGGGCCAAGCUGGAAUGUGGAGGCUCAGCCAUGGAAGACAGGGGACUUUUCAUCAAACCCACUGUCUUCUCAGAGGUUACUGAUAACAUGCGGAUUGCCAAGGAGGAGAUUUUUGGACCAGUGCAGCCAAUACUGAAGUUCAAAAACAUCGAAGAAGUGAUAAAAAGAGCAAAUAACACAGAGUACGGACUCACAGCAGCCGUGUUCACAAAAAACCUUGACAAAGCCCUGAAGCUGGCUUCCGCGCUGGAGUCAGGGACAGUCUGGAUCAACUGCUACAAUGCACUCUACGCGCAGGCUCCGUUCGGUGGCUUUAAAAUGUCAGGAAAUGGCAGAGAACUAGGUGAAUAUGCCCUGGCUGAAUACACAGAAGUGAAAACUGUCACCAUCAAGCUCGAGGACAAGAACCCAUGAAGGAAAGUGGGCUCCUCCGCCCCACCGGACAGCCCUCUUGGCAGAUCAAACCUGCUGAAGGGAAUAACUACAGUACUGACCUUCCUGGGACACUCUCUUCCCGAUACUUUCAGUCUACUAGAGCUGAAUGGUUUUUAUUUUCGUCUCACACUCCUGUUUUAUUGACCUAACUCUGGAUGCUCAUGUGUUGCGUGUGAAACUGCAGUUCCACCUGGGAGGGAGCCAUUGGCCAUUUCUGAUUUUGCCUUUAGACCUGGUGUGAGAGACAGUGAAGAUACUCAGGGCUCUGUUAACAAGAAGUGGUAUUUAAGUGUCCAGCAGUGGCUUCAAGACGCUCUGCUGAAUCCAACUCCAGUGAGACUUUGGGACGUGCUCCCUGCGUGCCCCACAAGCCCUGCACCUGUGGUCCCCUCGUGGUCACCUGUGCACACAGCUCCUCCUUCUUCUGAGGCAGGGGUAGGAUCAUUCCAAAGGAAAAGAUUAGCACUAAAUUAAAAAGAAAGAAAAGGAUUUUGAGGCUGUGACAGGGAGAGGUUUGGGGGAGCACAUAUCAGGCAAGGGUGUCAGAGGCCAUGGACACACACGGCUGUGGAUUUUGGAGGAGGACAUGUUGACAUUGACCAUGGGGUUCACUUUGAAACCAGUACUGCCUUUGGACUAUGACCAAAUGGCUAUCUCAAUGAGUUUACUCUAAAACUGUGUUCACACACCUUAACGAAGAUAGUUUCUAAGUCAGGAGACAUCGUUAGCAUCACCAUAGCUGCUGACAACCUAUUGUUCUGGUAGAACAAGAACAGAGCAAAUUCCAAGAUAACUAAGUGCUGCACUGGGAAAAUCAGAACCAUAAUUCACUUUUUCAAAUUAUGUAUUUUACCGUAUUCUAUAAUGGUUCACAAUAAGCCUCUGUACCUUUCCUUUUCUCCAGUUCCAUUUUCCAUUCAGAUUAGUCAAAUGCACACAUCUAGAAAGAUGGCUAUUAUAAUUCACCCACUUUUUUAAAGCCCUACUUUGGUAUUGAUUUCUGGUUAGUUAACAAAUAACUUCCAGACUCCAUGGAGGAACUGGAUCUAUACCCAAAUGACCUGAGUAUUUCACCAACGGGUUAGAAAUUAUUCUUUUCCUCCUUUGAGUACCCAAAAUUUUGUGCAAUGCCAUGUUUUAACUUGGAAAACUGAAAUUAUUCCCACAUAGCUUUAAAAAACAAAACCAAACUUAAAUUGUGUUAUCCAGGUACUUUUACCCUUACUAAACCCAUACUUUCCUAACUGGAAAAAUGGUGCUUAAGUUUGAAGAUGAAGUUAGAGAGAUAAUAAUAAAUGAAGGUCUAUGUCAGAACCCAUGUCUGUAUAAAGGAAAGUGUGUGUGAAUUAGGGUAUCAUCCUUCUCAGAUAUGAAACAGGUGAUUCACCUUCUUUUCACCACCAGUUAACACUCACUACUUACACUACCAAUAACUUGUUAAACAGAAUUUGAUUUCAUACACUGAACUUCAGUAUCCCAAGGAAGUAUAGACACUAACCUUCAUUGUAGUACCUGAGAGGGUUUCUAUCCUUUCACUGUACAAUAAUUCUUUAAUAUGAAAUGCUACAUUAUUUAUAAUUGGUAGAGUUAAUGUGUCUUUUAUAGCUGUAAGUACAUAGAGGUGGUAUAUUUAACCUUCUGUAAUAUAAUGUAUUUAGAAAUGAAAAUCUAUAUAAUGUUAGAUUUCACUUCUUUUAAGGUUUAUCCCUGUGGUAUGGUUUUAAAAAAUAUCAGACUCAGCAUUCUGAUCCUAACUGCAGAUUGUGUUCAACAGCGAUAAAAUAAAAUUGGAUAUUUGAGAAAUG
Chinchilla lanigera (long-tailed chinchilla) is the source of this 3555-nucleotide messenger RNA. RefSeq names its product aldehyde dehydrogenase 1 family, member A3 (gene Aldh1a3). The coding region runs from base 194 to 1729 and encodes 511 amino acids. The record is from RefSeq and is a predicted model, not a curated record. Gene Ontology annotation, molecular function: aldehyde dehydrogenase (NAD+) activity. Lineage: Eukaryota; Metazoa; Chordata; Mammalia; Rodentia; Chinchillidae. The transcript has 13 exons.